AUGGCUCCCUCGAAGUCUCCCUCCGCUCCCACAAACACCAAAUGGACUCACGAGUUUGAUACCGUUCGAAGAGAGAAACUUUUCCGAGACCCCCCAAAAGAUCACACAGCAUAUCCUGCACUUACCGCUGCAGUUGCUCCUCAUAUCGAAUCAUUCAAUGCACUGUUCGAGAAAGAUGGUUUAAUUGCUCAAGGUUUAUUGGAUAUUGGAUCCAAAACCUACCUCGAUGGAGAUGAUAGAUUAGGCCCAGGAGGAAAGAACAAGUUGACUGUGAGGAUUAAGGAAGUCUUCGUCGAAAAGUCUAUGUUACCUGCAUCCAACAAGUUCUCGACCAAAAACAGAGAAAUCUUACCGGCAGAAUGCAGAGAACGACAUGUUACCUACAGAGGAAAGAUGUCGGCGCGCAUGGAGUAUUCGAUUAACAACGGGGACCCAAAAGAGUUCAUCAGAGAUCUUGGGCAAUUGCCUUUGAUGUUGAUGUCAAACAAGUGCCAUCUUCAAAAUAACUCACCAGCACAACUUGUGCAAAAGAAGGAGGAAUCCGAAGAGCUCGGAGGAUACUUCGUGGUGAACGGAAUUGAGAAAAUCAUUCGUCUUCUUGUUGUCAACCGAAGAAACUUUCCUAUGGCCAUUAUCAGACCAUCAUUCAAAGGCAGAGGUCCAACAUACACCGAAUUCGGUAUGCUCAUUCGAUCCGUACGACCCGAUCAAACUUCUCAAACCAACGUUCUUCACUAUCUCAAUGAUGGAAAUGUUACUUUCCGUUUCUCGUGGCGCAAGAAUGAAUUCCUUGUACCUGCUAUGAUGAUUUUGAAGGCAUUGGUGGAAACAAACGACAAGGAAAUCUUCGAAGGACUUGUUGGUGCUGCUGGUUCGAAGGGAGCAGACAACACAUUUUUAACUGAUCGUGUGGAAUUGCUAUUACGUACAUACAAGGCCUACGGUUUAUACACAAAGAGCAAGACUCGAGCAUACUUGGGUGAGAAAUUCAGAAUUGUCCUUGGAGUUCCAGACACGAUGUCAAAUUACGAUGUUGGAACGGAAUUCCUGCGCAAAAUUGUCCUCGUCCAUCUCGGAAACACCGACGUCACAGAAGCGCAAGAUAAGGACAAAUUCAAGAUGCUUCUUUUCAUGACUAGAAAGCUGUAUUCUUUGGUUGCUGGAGACUGUGCUGGAGACAAUCCUGAUGCGGUCCAGAAUCAAGAAAUUUUACUCGGAGGAUUCUUGUUCGGUAUGAUUAUCAAGGAGAGACUUGAAGAUUGGCUUCACACUGGUUUGAGAAUGGCAUUGAGGGACUAUGUUCGACGAAGUCCAGAAAACAACUUUGCGACUCCAGAAUUCUUGAAAGAUUUCCCGGUCAAAAUUUGUUCAAGGACGAAUGAACAAGUUGGUGGUGCUCUGGAGUACUUCAUGUCUACUGGAAAUCUUGUUAGCCCAACGGGUUUGGAUCUUCAACAAACUUCUGGAUUUACGGUUGUGGCAGAAAAGAUUAACUUCCUACGAUUUAUUGCCCAUUUCCGUAUGAUUCACAGAGGUAGUUUCUUCGCUCAAUUGAAGACUACUACUGUUCGUAAGUUAUUGCCAGAGAGUUGGGGUUUCAUGUGUCCUGUCCACACUCCUGAUGGAAGUCCUUGUGGACUGCUAAACCAUCUUUCACACAAAUGCAUAAUUCUCACACACGCCUCGGAUGUAUCGGCUUUACCAAAGCUUCUUUCUGAACUUGGUGUCGUUAGCACCGGCUCAUCAUCCACUGAUGAGAGUGUUGUUGUUCAAUUAGAUGGAAAGAUUAUGGGCUGGUGUUCACCCAAGCAGUCUCUUGUCAUUGCGGAUACUCUACGCUACUGGAAGGUUGAAAAGUCACAUGGUGUUCCAACCAAUUUAGAAAUUGGUUAUAUCCCCAAUUCACACGGUGGACAAUAUCCGGGUAUCUAUUUGUCUGCUGCACCAGCUAGAAUGGUCAGACCAGUGAAAUAUCUUCCUCUCGAUAAAGAAGAUUUUGUUGGACCACUCGAACAACCUUUCAUGUCUAUUGCAGUUACCGAGCAAGAGAUCGAAUCUGGGGAACACACUCACGUCGAGUUUGAUCCUACUCAUAUCCUUUCCAUCCUUGCCAACAUGACCCCCUUCUCCGAUUUUAACCAAUCGCCCAGAAAUAUGUACCAAUGUCAGAUGGGUAAACAAUCUAUGGGUACACCCGGAACCGCCAUUCGUUACAGAACCGACAACAAGGCCUAUCGCCUUCAAACUGGACAAACCCCGAUUGUCCGCGCACCACUUCAUAACGAAUAUGGUUUUGAUAACUUCCCCAACGGAAUGAACUCGGUUGUUGCCGUCAUUUCUUACACUGGAUACGACAUGGACGACGCUAUGAUUAUCAACAAGUCCGCGCACGAGCGCGGCUUCGGUCAUGGAACAAUCUACAAGACCAAAAAGUAUGAAUUGGAAGAAGGUCACAAAUCUCGAUCUGCUAAAAAUAUCAAGAAGCUUUUCGGUUUCGCUCCUGGUGGACUCGUGAAAGCUGAAUGGAAAGCAGCCAUCGAUGAGGAUGGUUUACCAUUUAUUGGCCGAAUGGUGCAAAACGGUGAUUUGAUUGCUGCAUGGCAUACAGUUUCGAUGGACGAGAAUGGAAAAUACGUCAAUCGAGAUGGCCAGACUCAUUUCGAGAAAUACAAAGAGACUGAAAUCGCAUUCAUCGAGGAAGUUCGAUUGAUUGGAAACGAGAACGGAAUAGAGCCUUGUCAAGCCAUUUCUGUCAAACUUCGCAUCCCUCGUUCUCCAGUUAUCGGAGACAAGUUUUCGAGUCGUCACGGACAAAAGGGUGUUUGUUCACAAAAAUGGCCAGCGGUCGACAUGCCAUUCACGGAAUCUGGUAUUCAACCUGAUACCAUCAUCAAUCCUCACGCUUUCCCUUCACGUAUGACUAUUGGUAUGUUCGUCGAGUCCUUGGCCGGAAAAGCUGGUGCAUUACAUGGUUUGGCUCAAGAUAGUACCCCGUUCAAAUUCGACGAGGAACAUAAGGCCGGUGACUACUUCGGACAUCAAUUGAUGAAGGCUGGAUAUAACUACUACGGUAAUGAACCUAUGUAUUCUGGUAUUACCGGAGAGGAGUUGCACGCCGAUAUUUACAUUGGAGUUGUCUACUACCAACGUCUUCGUCACAUGGUAAACGAUAAAUACCAAGUCAGAACCACAGGUCCAGUCACACAACUCACUGGUCAACCGAUCAAGGGUAGAAAGAAGGGCGGUGGUAUCCGUGUGGGAGAGAUGGAACGUGAUUCUUUGCUGGCUCACGGUACUGCUUUCUUGUUGCAAGAUAGAUUACUCAACUGCUCUGAUUACACCAAAUCGUGGAUCUGCAAGGAAUGUGGAACUUUCUUGUCAACUCAACCUACCGUUUCGGCAUUUGCAAGCAAGAAGAAGGGAACCGGCGUGGUCAGAUGUAGAAAGUGUGCGACGAGAGCAGAAGGAAAGUUGGGUGGAGGAGAGGUAUGGGAAGAUGGCAAGGGACAGAGAUGGGUAGGUGGUGAGGAUACCACUGUUGUGGCUGUUCCAGGUGUGUUGAAGUAUUUGGAUGUUGAAUUGGCGGCUAUGGGUAUCAAGUUGAAGUAUAAUGUUGGACCUUGA
Botrytis deweyae is the source of this 3624-nucleotide messenger RNA. RefSeq lists its product as uncharacterized. The transcript has 2 exons. Gene Ontology annotation, cellular component: RNA polymerase I complex; nucleus. Gene Ontology annotation, molecular function: DNA-directed RNA polymerase activity; DNA binding; ribonucleoside binding. Gene Ontology annotation, biological process: DNA-templated transcription. NCBI's taxonomy places the organism in Eukaryota, Fungi, Ascomycota, Leotiomycetes, Helotiales, Sclerotiniaceae. The coding region runs from base 1 to 3624 and encodes 1207 amino acids. The record is from RefSeq and is a predicted model, not a curated record.